AUGGAGUCUUGCUACGUAUUCCGUACCUGGGCUGGAGAAGCCCUCACUAUCGCCUGCGCGAUCGGCUUAGUAGCCUCAAUCGCAGGUAUUCUAGCAGUGUACGACGGCAAGCCCGUACCGGACUGGCGUGGCGAUCUCAAUCUCAACGCUCUCAUCGCGCUUCUAUCAACAAUUUUGCGAGCUCUACUGGUCGCCACCGUCGCGCAGAUCAUAUCGCAGAGGAAAUGGGACUGGUUCAGUGUCACGAGUGCCCGGCCGUUGUCAGAUAUCCAGCGAUUCGACUACGGUAGCCGCGGGGCUUAUGGGGCGUUGCUUCUCAUCCCAACUGUUUUUCUCAAGGACUUCGUAACACUUGCUGCCGCUGUCGUGUUACUGCUGUCGUUCCUGGUCGGGCCUUUUGCUCAGCAGGCUAAUGGCGCGGCGCCAUGCUCGUUUCCUAGCGCUACACUCAACGCAUCGCUUCCUUUCGCACAUCGGGUACCCAGGAGUGGCGGCUACAUCCCCUUUACAGGUGGCGCAGAAGGCGGUCCUACACCAGACCUUGUUGCCGCAAUCUUGUCCAGUGUGGUGUUGCCCGACGGCAUCGAGAACAAGAUUCGCACAAGUUGCCCCACGGAAAAUUGUACUUUCAGUGAACUGGGUCCCAGAGCAGAGCUGGAUAAGGCCUUCUUCGACUCUAGUCAAAGCACACAUUCGACGGUUGGAGUGUGCAACAUGUGCAUGAAUGUGGCGUCUUUGGUGACGAGCGAAACCACGAACCUGAGUGAUUACACGCUUCACUCUCUGCCCAGCGGAUUGAACCUAUCAGUAGGAACUGGACAUUUUGAAGUCGCCACGAUGAAACCGACUCCAGACCUCACUUGGAUGGGAACUCUGCUGACGGACAGCGUCAGAGAGGCAUCCAGAUGGGCAUAUGUCAACGCAACUCUCCUCAACAUCCGGAGUAAUCCCGUCACUGCAUCAGUGUGCAGCCUAUAUCCAUGUACGCGUACAUACAAAAGCAUGAUCAAAGACAACGAGCUCCACGAGUGGGAGGCCCCGUCAGAAGCCAUGCGCAUCCAGAUUGCCGGAGCUCACCACGAAGAACUAGACCUUCCCGAUUACAGGAACAGCCUUUCCAACUGGGAAUACGAAUAUACAACAAGAAAAGAGCCCUGUCCGGUAGGACCAUGGACGCUAUACAAAGGAGGUUUCAUUCCUGAAGGCACUGCGACAGCGGAAUUGCAGCUUUUUGACUUCACGCACGAAAGAUAUACGUUUGAGAACAUGACUUGGCCUGAACAAUGUAUAUACCGGCAACCUGCCAGUUUCGUCAAAGCAAUCGCCAUGGUCAUGAACGACGAUAUAUUCGAUGGCUACUGCCAAUCGUACAAAACCCUCGACUGCUCCAAGAACUGCAAGACGAGCGAGUUUUGUCAACUGGAAAGCCCGUCUAACCUGGCUCACAUAGGCGUUAAUGCCGUACUACGACCGCUGGUAGAACACGAAGGCAGCUCGACCCAUUCCAACGUCACAAAGCUUUUCGAUGCCGUAGCGAGUGCCAUGACGAACCGGUUCCGUUUCCAGUACGGCAGCGCGACGGCACGGGAUUUCAGCUACGGCGCGCAUGACCCGCCUUUGGACUUGGUGUAUGGGUUAGCAUGGGAGUCAAAAGUGUGCGUGGAAAUGCGCAUGAAAUGGCUUUUGUUUCCCAUGUGCCUCACCCUCGCCACAUCCAUUCUCUCUGUCUGGGUCAAUUUUACGAGUUGGAAACGGCGGCAUAGCGUACCUAUCUGAAAGACAGUAUCCUGCCGCUAGUCUUCUGCGGCCAGAGCAUUAAACCGCAAGACGACACAUCGUUGUCUCCUCAGAAGUUUGGCAGAGAGGCGGGUGCAGAUAGGAGAGAUGGGCUUAUGGAAGCGAGUAAGAUGGCUGCUGCUAGUCGCGAUAUCAUGAUUACUUUCCAGUGGCCCGAAAGCCCGCAGACGGAAAGAUUUGAGGACAAGCGUGGUCAGGGUGCGAGUUCGACUGCGGCUUUGUCGAAAGAAUGUAGUGUUCCAAGCGUUCCACUGAGGAGAAUGGAUAUUUGG
Alternaria rosae is the source of this 2069-nucleotide messenger RNA. RefSeq lists its product as uncharacterized. The transcript has a single exon. The record is from RefSeq and is a predicted model, not a curated record. The coding region runs from base 1 to 1776 and encodes 591 amino acids. Lineage: Eukaryota; Fungi; Ascomycota; Dothideomycetes; Pleosporales; Pleosporaceae.